Varanus komodoensis (Komodo dragon) is the source of this 7662-nucleotide messenger RNA. It is a transcript of the gene ANKRD26, whose product is annotated as ankyrin repeat domain 26. The record is from RefSeq and is a predicted model, not a curated record. Lineage: Eukaryota; Metazoa; Chordata; Lepidosauria; Squamata; Varanidae. Gene Ontology annotation, molecular function: protein binding. Bases 228 to 7070 code for a protein of 2280 amino acids. The transcript has 39 exons.
UGACGAGACGCGCGCUCUCGCGUAGGAGCUCCUUGGUCCCUCCUUCUCCAUUGACGGGACGCUUCAACGAAGGUCGCCAGGCCGGUGUCUGGGGGCCUCUGGACCCCCGCGGGGCGCCAAUGCUAUUUCCUGCAGAGACCAUGGUGGGUACAGGAGUGGCUUCGUGGAGGCGGCCGAUGCCGUGACUGCAGCGCCUCCUCCCCUCUGCCCAGGCCUUCCCAAGGAGGAUGAAGAAGAUGAAGAAGAUCUUGCGGCUGGGGAGGAAAAGGAAGGAGCAGCAGCCGCCACCACCGUCCCCGGCCCGGUGCGUGAUCUCUGCCCCCGCCUCCUGCGCCUCCCCAUUUGGCUGUGCUGGGAGCGGCAGCUACAAGGUGCGGAGCAAGGAGCUCGGCAAACUGCACCGGGCAGCGGCCGAAGGAGACAUCGGCGAACUCCGGCAGCUCCUGCAGAAGCAUGACCUCAACGAGCAGGACAGAGCCGACAGAACUCCUUUGCACUUUGCCUGUGCCAGUGGAUAUACAGAUAUUGUUACUUUCUUGGUAGACAACAAAUGUGAAUUAAAUAUCUGUGAUAAAGACAAGAGAACUCCACUAAUGAAGGCUGUACAAUGUCAGCAAGAAUUCUGUGUAGCUUACCUACUUGAGCAUGGAGCAGACCCUUCUCCUAUGGACAUCAACAAUAACACUGCCCUCCACUUUGCUGCCUCUAAUUCUAGCAUAUCUAUAGCAAAACAUUUACUUGAACAUAAUGUUGAUCUUGAAGCAAAAAAUAAGGAUGGGAGUACACCUCUAAUUCUUGCUGUAACUGAAAAUAAUCGAGAAAUGGUGGAGUUUCUUCUUGAAAAAGGAGCAUCAGUACAUGCUACAGACAAGUCAGGAAGAACUGCCUUAUUGAUUGCUGCCUCUAAUAAAAGACGUGAUUUAACAAAUGUUCUUCUCCUACAUGGAUCAGAUGUUUUCCAUAGAGAUGAAAGUGGAUGGUCAGCUGAUGAUUAUGCAAUGAUAAGUGAUGAUCCUAUCUUGAUUCAGUAUAUUGCUGACUAUUCCAAAUGGAAAAAUACAGAAGAUGAUUCCCCUGAUGAUCAAAAAGUCCUGUCUGUAUUGAGCAGUCCAGAAAAAGCUGGUGAUACUGGUAUUACGUUGGGUGCACCUGCCACAAAUAAGGAAGUUAUUGAUGAUCAUUCUUCUGGAGAUUCAGUGAGAGAUUCAAGAAGAACAGAUAAUGACAGCUGGCUUUCUUCAGAAGAGGAAGAAUUAGACUUCAGUCCUAAGAAACCACAAAAACCAAGUUUGGCUCAGCUAAUGAAUGUUUCUCAGCAGCUGAAGAAAAAUAUAGAUGAAAAAAGUAGCAUUAUCAGAAAAGAACACAUUGGCAUUUCACAGCACAAUAAAUCAGAUAUUGAAGCUGAAGAUCUCAAUGGGCCCCUUCCUCAGCCUUUGUUCCAAGUCAAAUCCUUCCCUCAUCCCAUCCAUUCCUCACCUGGCUCCUUUUCCAAACCUUCCCAGAUGACUUCUUACUUGGAUUUUAAGCAGGAAGAAUCUUCAGAAGAUCAGGAGGAGGAGAAGGAUGAUGAGGAGGAAGAGGAGGAAGAAGAUGGUGAAGAAGAAAAUCAGAAUUUUUCAGUUGCUGUGGAUAAACAUUUAACUUGUAAAGGGAACUCUCAGAAUCCGAAUCCCUCACAAGAUGGCAUUGUUAGAAAGGCUUCAUCAACAUUAGGAAUGAAUGAACAAGAGGAACAGAAGGAUACAGAAUCUCCAUGGGAUUCAGAGUGUACUUCAGAAAGCCCCAGAAAGCCAACUAUUGGUUCUUUGCCUAUAUCUCCUGCCAAAAUGCACAGCAUUACAGAAGAACCAUGUAAUGGGAAAUCAGAUAAUUUACAGCCAAAGACUAAUAAAGCAAAUUGGGAACAUGAUGCUACUAGUAGAGAUGCCAGAGAAAAGCAAAAAUCAGAUUUAAUGGAAGAACUUGGCUUAGAUGCUGCAGAUGAUAUUGAAGAUGCUUCUGACUGGGAUUCAACCAGCAUUUCACUUAAGAGUGUUCCCUGUACUAAAUCUUUUAACAACUUGAUGCUGGAAAAUCCUCCAUAUCCAUUACAGUUAGCAAAAGAUGUUCAACAUAAUGAACAAAAAGGUGAAUUUGGAACUGAUGAGAACAAGGAUAAAGGUGUAAUAGACACUCACAAUUCUAUAGAAAAACCAUCACCUGAAAAGCAGAUUGACAAUACUGAACUUUCAUAUAUUCAUGAUGAAAAGAAAACUGGAGAACUAAUUCACAAUGAAGAAUCAAACAAUGAAUGCAGCAAUUUUGAUUCAACGCUCUGGGAAGAAAGAUAUGAAAAAAUGUGGGUUGCUAAUGAAAAAAAGGAAGUUAAAACAAAUUUUAAGAGCAUUACAGCAGAGCUAAAGCAGAUGUUUGGUGAAAUUAUAAGUAGCAAAGUAGAUAUGUCUGUGGAAGGAAGAUCACAAGAUGGCAUCAGUGAUGUAUUAGAGGACAUAAAACAAUCAUCAUCACCUCAUCUGUCUGAAGCUACCAUUGAUAUACAAGGAAAGGGUGAUAUUGGACAGUUAAAGUCUGUCACUUCAGAAAAAACACUCAACACUGAAAACUCAGUUUUAUAUCCUCAAAAUCCUGUUUCUCAUAUGCUUCUUUUUAAACCAUGUGAAAAUUGGAAGCAAAAUGUUGAACAAAACUGGAAAACAAAUAAUGAGGUUUUAUCUAAUAAUAUAGAAGGUACAAAAAUACAUGUAAGUGAAGAAGGAAAUGACAAUACAUGUGUACAACUGGAAACAAAUGUGGAUGGCAAUACUACUGCUUCAGGAACAUGUCCUCUUUAUUCACCAACCCAUUGUUUUAAAGACAUCAUUUCAAGUACAAGUUUUGAAGCUACCUGUAUCAAACAACCAGUUGUGACUGACAAUUUAAACACAUGUUUUGAUAUAGCUAAAAGUACAAGUCAAGAAAUGGCAUGCUAUUUUAAUGCUAGUAAAUAUUUUGAUACUGAGAUUGGAACUAAAGUGAAAUAUUCUGAACAAACCUGCCAUCAGUCAACAAAAAAAGAACUGGAUGAUGAAUUAGAACGCGAUGUUGCAAGAUUUAAGAAUGAGGUAGGAAUGCUACAGAUAGUGUUCCUGGCAUUGGAGAAAGAAAAAGCUCAACUGCAAAAAGAGGUUGAAGAGGGAAAAAGAAAAUGGGAGUUGGAGGCUGAAGGAAGAAAAGAAACUGCAGAUAUUGAAAAGAAGUUGGCUGUGGAUAUUGAACAGAAAACUGAGCAGAAGCCUACAGUAAAUGAAAACCAGCAUAUUAAACUAGAAGGUGAAAUAGAAGAAGAAAGCCAAAUAAUUAACAGAAUUUCCUCACCAGAUAGAAAGGGAUUAAUUCCAAUACCUUGUCCAGGGAAAAAUCUUACUGCCAGUGUGAAGGAUGUAAGAAAAGGGGGAAAACAAAGGCGGAUUUCAAAGCAAAGAAUUAAUCAGCAGAUUAUGGAAAAUCUACACCAACUGGAGGAUGACAGCAGUUUGAGUGAAGUUUCUCCAGAAGAAGCAGGAUGUCCAGCCAAUGAAAAUAAGAUCUACAAUGCAACGGACAUUGAUAAUGAUUUCGAUGACUUUACUCAGUCUUCAGAUACAGCUACAGAGGAUAUUGAGUUGCCUACUUUAAUGUAUAAAGAAGCUGUUAUAUUGAUAGAACAACUUAGUUUGGAUAGUAAAGAUUCUGUAAGUCUCCAGAAAAUUCAAAAUAUAUUUCAUGGAUAUGAACGUUUAAUUGAACAUGAAAAGGGACGUUAUACUCAGCAAUUAAGAAGAGUUAAAAAACUUGAGAAAGAGAAAAAAGAACAGCAGAGAACAUUGGAAGAAAUGAGAGAAAUGAAAUCUAUGUUGGAACAUCAAAAAGUAGAAUGGGAAAGUGAUAUCAGUAGUCUCAAAUUUUCUUUGAAAGAAGAAGAAGAAAAGAGGGUGAGUGCUGAAAUGCUGUAUGAGAAAAGUCAAGAACAGUUAAGGAAGAAAGAGGAGCAGUACUGUAAACAGUUGGAAGAAAAACAGCAACUUGAGUUAACACUGAGAAGUCUAGAAAUGGAACUGAGAACACUGAAAAAACACCUGAAACAGGUUGAAGAAGAACGCAAUGAAACACAGCGCCAGCUCUCUCAAGAACAAAAUGCCAGAGCUCUACAAGAGGGUAUUUUGAGCAGCCACCUCUGGAAGCAGAAGGAGCUAGAGGAAGAAUCAAAAAGAACAGCAGCUAAACAUUCUGAGAUAACUGAUAGUCAUGACCAAGAAAAGGAGCUGUUCCACAAAAAUCAAAUACUUCAAGAUGAACUUUCUGUAUUAAGAUUAGAGCUUGACCACAUAAGGAUUCGACAUCAGGAAGAAGAAAGCAAAUAUUUAGAAGAAAAUGAAACCUUGAAAGAAAGAACAGAAGAACUUAAAAAAGAACUGAAACUAAAUGAAGAGGCUUUAACUCAAACAGUUUUCCAAUACAAUGGGCAAAUUAAUGUAUCAAAAACAGAAGUUGCAAUCCUAACAUCCAAAUUAGAGCAUAUUAAAGAAAACAAAGAAAGAUUGGAAGUAGAACUUGACUCAUUUCGUUCCCGUUUGAAUUCUACUGUGCAAGAACUUGAAAGAUGCCAGUUGUCAAAAAAUGAUCUUGAGCGAAUGCUUCAACGAGAGCGUGAUGAGUGGCUUCGUUCAAAAGAAAAACUGGAUCAUGAUCUGUGUGCUCUACGAGAAACCAACAAUAGUAUGUCUCAACAGUUAAGUAAAGCUGAGAGUAAGGCUAACAGCCUAGAAAAUGAACUCCAUCAUGUAACACACAGUCUCAGAGAAAAGAGUUUGCUGUUAGAGAGUAUUCAGAGAGAUUUAAGUCAGGCACAGGGCCAAGUGAAAGAGCUUGAAAAUGUACGACAAGUUGAAAAGGAUCAAAUUAACAAAUAUGCUGUAAAACAAGAAUCUAUGCAAGAACGAUUGGCACAGCUUCAAAGUGAAAACCUCUUACUUCGACAGCAAUUUGAAGAUUUUCAAAAUAAGGGUAUUAUCAAAGAAAAAGUAGUGACUGAUGUGCAAGACAGAUUCAGUGAUAUAUUUAGCAAACUCAGGGCUGAUACUGAAAAGCAAGUGCAGAUGAUAGAAGAAAGAAAUAAAGAAUUAAUCACAAAAUGUAAUGAUUUAAGAGAGCAAAUCUUCAAAUAUGAAACAGAAAAGAUGGAUAGAGAGGGUACAAUAAGGCAACUGCAGCAGGAACUUGCAGAUUCUCUUAAGAAGCAGUCCAUGUCAGAAGCUUCAUUAGAGGUUUCAACGCGUUAUCGUAUUGAUCUAGAAGAGGAUAAACAGCAACUUCAAAAUGAAAUAGACAAGAUAAAGGCCAAGCUAAAUGAGUCAGAAGAACAAUAUCUUCAGUCUGAAAGACUUGUUCAUGACUUAAGAAAUUCUUUGGAUGCUAAAGAACAUGAAUCAAGUCUGGCAGCUCAGAAAUUACAAGACCUUCUAGUAGCAUCAUCGGGAGCAAAUAAUACUAUAAAACAACUAGAGGAGCAUAUACAGAGACUUGAAAUAGAAAAUGCCAGAUUGGAAGCAACAACCAACCAACAAACUGGUAAAAUUGAGAUUCUUCAGAAAGACCUGAAGGAUAGUGUCACUGUUCACAGUCGUCUUGAGGAAUUGAUCACGGGCUUACAAACAACAAAAAUUAAUUUAGAAGAGCAGCUAAAUCACCAGGUCCAGAAGCAAACCAUGCUCUCAGUAACUGCACAAGAUACUCACAAUAUGUGGGAAGAAGAACUGAAGUCAAGAUCAAAACUUGGAAUUCGCCUUUCUGAGCUUGAAAGAGAAAAGACAGAGCUCAUGUCUCAGCUUGAAAUUGAAAAGAAAAAAGUGAAGAAGUUAGUUGAGUCAAAGCGAUCGAUGGAAAUACGACUAGAACAAGAAAUGAUUAGAAGCAGUGAAUUACAAAAAGAAUGUAACGGAAUUAAAAAACUUCUAAAAACAACUAAAAAGAAAGUAAAAGAAUAUGAAAGUGGAGAGAGUUCAUCUCAAACAAGCUUUCAUGGAGAAAUAAAGAACAAAUACUCAGAAAUUGAAAUAGAAGUUGGAAAGCUAAGAACAAAGGUUAAUGAACUUUCUCACCAUUUGGAAGUUGAGUCUUCAAGAUGUACGCAGUUGGAAUCUAUAAAUCGUGAUUUACAUGAACAGUUAUCUUCUAUGAAGAUACUUCACAGAAAUCAUGAAAAACUGGAGAGAAGCAAGGUGCAGCUGGAAGAAGAGGUUGCAAAUCUCAAACGCCAUGUACAGAGUAAUGUAAUGGACCUCAACCAAGUGGAACAGUACAAGAGAGACAUUGAAGAACGAGCUAGACAAGAAAUAAGACAAAAACUGGAAGAAGUCAAUUUGUUUUUACAGACGCAGGCAGCUUCACAAGAAACCUUGGAACAGAUAAGAGCUACUAGUACUGCUUCCCUGAGAAAUCAGUUGGAGAACAGAAUUAGAGAUCUGGAAUCUGAGCUGGCCAAACUGAAAAGUAGUCAGCAAGACAAUAUCUUACAAAAAGAGUCCACAUAUACAGAACUGGAAAGAUACAAGGGUCUGUAUUCAGAAGAACUAAAAAUGAGGAAGUCUUUGGGAAGCAAAUUGGAUCGAGCUAAUGAGAAACUAGCAGAAGCCAAUGCCAAGCUCUUUCAUGAACGCCACAAGAGCAAGUCUUUACUUGCCAACAGCUUUAUAAAUGGAAGCCUUUCAUCAGGUCCUGUCUUGGAAACAGUUCAGCUUGGAAAUAUUGGCAACAAUUUAGCAUUAAAUAGACCCCUUAGCCUUGGAGGAGGAUUCAUGAGCCCACCUGGAAACCCAUUAGCCUCAAAAAACAGGGUAGAAGCUUACCUGGCAAAGAUGCAGAUGGAACUAGAAAAAAAUAUCACCAAGGAACUAGACCAAGCUAAAGCUGAACUUGACACUGGAUCUGUUAGAGUCUCCCCUAUAGGAGCUGUUGAUGGAACUUCAAAAAACCUAAAUAUGGAACAAGAUCAAGUGUCCAAGGCUACACAGCAGUAUCUUGAUGUUUUAAAGAAAAACUAUAUGAUUUAAAUAAAUGCUGAUGAAAAAAUAGAGAUGUUGUUUCAUUACACAACAUUAUAAUGAACUGAACAUGUAAAAUGUGCAAUCUUUUAUACUCCGAAUCCUAUUAUAAGCAUAUCAGGCACAUUGCACUUGUAUUGGAAGAAAUACUGCAUAGCCAAAUGUUACAUGUUAUCAAAGCCAUAUUUCCUUAGCAAAUACUUUAUGUUUUACAGAACUGCCCAUGUUAUCUGCUACAGAUGGCUCAUAUUUUAUCCUGUUAUAUGUAGAUUUUAAACCAAAGCAUUUCCUGAAACAUUUAGCAAACAUUUUUUCUUUGUUUUUAAUAAAUUGGUAUAUUGUCAGGUAAUAGUUAAAAUGCUUGUCCAGUACACUUGUUUUGUAUCCUCUCCUGCACUCAAUACACAUGCAACACUUCCACUUCUCUCUAGCAAUUCCACAGAGGAUAGGAGUGCAACACUGAGAGGUCAACAUUUGUAACUUUACUGCAGUAUUCGGAUAUUCUAUUGCAACCACAGUGCCAAGAGACUUGUCAUUUGUAUUUUUAGAUGAUGUAUGAAAUGCACUGAAGUUAUAAUUGAAUAAAAUCGGUGUACAUGAA